Molecule: messenger RNA, 1419 nt
Organism: Ramularia collo-cygni
Lineage: Eukaryota; Fungi; Ascomycota; Dothideomycetes; Mycosphaerellales; Mycosphaerellaceae
Product: related to xaa-Pro dipeptidase
Exons: 2
Coding region: 1-1419 (472 amino acids)
Source: RefSeq, a predicted model, not a curated record
AUGAAAGAGCCGUUGUUACCGUGUUCGACGCCUGUAAGGCCAGCCAAGAUAAAUGCAUUAAGGCGGUUGGUGUACGGCAUUGGCGCAGUGCUGAUAUUGUUGGCGUGGAACCAUCUUGCUCAACCCGGUCAACUGAGCGCUCUCACAACAUCCAAGAAGGAUCAAUUCUUGAAUUGUGCCAUUGACAGAUACCGUGCCACCGGCCUGGAUUUCCUCGACUCGGCCGAAAGACCCCCUAUCGCCGAGUAUGUUUUGCGGAGAAACAAUCUCGCCAAAGCUCUUGCGGCUGAGCACGUUGAUGCAUUCGUCGUUGAGCCUGGAUACACUUUCAGCUACUACGCAAACAUCACCCAGCCACAAUGGGAGGUAUGGGAGCCCGAGGAACGCCCUUUCCUGAUGAUAGUCCGCCCCCAGACGCUGUCUGAUGGCAGCGUCGUAGCCAACACAUCUUUUCUCGUGCCACACUUCGAAGAGACGCGCGCUCGUCUUUUGAACAUGCCGUUUGAAGAAGACAUCCACACGGUCACAUACGAAGAACACUGGAACUAUUACACAACUCUUUACCAGUCAGCGAUCUGGGGCGAAACCCUUUCGCCAGUCCUGAUGGUCGAUGAGGAAAUCCGUGACUUCAUUCAGCGUGGCCUGUCUGCGAACGGAUUCACCGUUGUCGGUUUGGCUGGAGAGGUCGAGGCUGUCCGUCAAAUCAAGACAAAGCGUGAGCUUGGCAUCCUGAGAGCCGUAAACACAGGCACGGUCGAGGCCAUACGUGCGAUGCGCCACUGUCUCUACCCGGGAGUCACUGAGAACGAGGUGGCCGCGGUGCUUGACGAUACCAUGAGAGCAGCAGGCAUGGACCCCUUUUUCGACAUUGUCGAAUUCGGCCAGAGUGCCGCGUUGCCACACGGUGGCUAUGACGGGAGCCGCAAACUUGAGCCUGGCAUGCYCAUCCUUAUCGACGUUGGCGCCCAUCUGUACGGCUACAGCAGCGACGUAUGCCGUACUUUCUACCCGCCAUUCGUGUCGGAACCUCCGCCACCCGAAUACAAUGUCACCGAGCAGCUGCGUGUGUGGCAAGUGGUACUGGAUGCACAACAGGCGGCAGUCAAAGCGAUGGUCCCCAAUGGGACCGCAGCGGCUGUCGACAUAGCGGCUCGUGAGAUCAUCGCGGCAGCGGGAUAUGAGAAAGAGUUCACGCACCGUCUUGGCCAUGGUAUUGGCAUCAAGGCACAUGAGAGCCCAUAUUUGAACAAGGGCAAUGUGGGCGUUACGCUGCGCCCUGGAAUGGUCUUCACCGCCGAGCCUGGAGUCUACGUACUGAACGAGUUUGGAGUCCGUCAUGAGGACGUCCUUGUGGUGAGUGAGUCUGGCGAAGCGGAGAAUUUGAGCGGUGGAUAUGCCAUUAGUCCUUGGCGACCCUGA